AUGGAGAUGGCUUUCCAGGGCUUGUCCCAGCACCUGACCUACAUGGAUCCCAGCAUCAUCUUGAGCCACGAAGAUCCGCUGAUGUGGGAUCCGGACGGCCUGCACUUUUCUCAGAUCGGCUCUUACGUGCUCGGCAAGUCCUUGGCCAAGCUGGCCUUGGAGCUCUGUGACGGCGAUCCGGCCUCGCCUGCUCACACUCGGAGACGCGGCCUGAAGGCACCAGCUUGCCCCGUGUCUCGGCGGCAGCUGGCCUUGAAAUCGGCUUCGGCCCUGGAGGAGGUGAAACCUCCGACGAUUUUGUGUCAAAAGCAAAAGAGCUGCUCCAGUGCCGACUGCACUGAGAGCAACGACGCAGGUGUCCUUUAUCGACUUGUGUUCAGCUGCAUGUUGGGCAUCUUGCACGUCACCCGAUUCUCUGGUUUUCAGAAUUCUGUAGGAUCCUUUGCUCCGAACAUUGAAGCCAUGAGGCAUGUCACCGUGUUGGCUGUGGUGGGGCUCGGCUUGCUGGCCCAAUGUCGCGCUCACACGCACGACGACGGCACCACGCACUCCCACGACGGUGACUCCCACGAUGAUCACGACGACCAAAGCGACGCCGUGGCGGGGGCUGAAUUUGGAGGUAUCGGUGAGGCCAUGGGUGCAUCGCUUGUCACGAUGCUGCCGACAUUGCUGGGCAUCUUCGUGUUGAUGGGCGCGUGCAUCCAGAGGGCGGAGAAUUUUAAAGAGGUCUUCGAGGUGCCGGUGAAGAGCUUCGCUUCUGGCGUUGUAUUGGGGACGACUUCCUUUAUCCUUUUGCCGGAGGCCUUGCACUAUCUCGCUGUGGGGGUGACGGAGAAGGAGGCCACGACUAUGUGGGGCAUCGCUGUGAUCUCCGGCUGGCUGUUCGGCGCCGUGAUCGACCACAUCACCUCCCUGGCUUUUCCACCGAAAGUGGAGGAGAACCACGUAUCGCCGGUGAAGGAGGUCGAAAUGGCACCUGCAGCGGAGGAAGAUGUCAAGGCCGCAAAGCGGAACCGCCUGUCGAUUGCGGGGCCGAUCCUUCUUGGCGAUGGUUUGCACAACUUGACUGAUGGUUUCAUGCUAGGACUCACCUUCAGGACCUGCGACCGGAGCGUGGCCUGGGGGCUUGUGGUCCCGCUGAUCCUGCACGAGUUGCCACAGGAAAUCGCAGAUUUCAUCGUCCUGGUCACGGAAGCCAAGUUUCAUUGGGUUGUUGCCUUGAUCCUGAAUGUACUGUCGGGGGCGACGGCCUUGGUCGGAGCAAUGGUCGGCUUCGAGGUUGACAUGAGCAGUGCAGCAAAAGGGUGGUUCCUGGCUGCGGGCGGUGGCACCUUCCUGUACAUCGCAAUGACUGAGCUGGGACCUGCGGUUGCCCACAUCCACGAACAUGGUUCCGCCAGCACAAAGAGGAUAAGCCCAAUCGAGUCCAUAAAGCGACUGGUGCCCUUCAUUAUCGGGGUGGCCAUCAUGACUUGGGUUUACCAGGGUCACGAGCACGCCACGUGUUCAGCUAAUGGGCAGUUGGACGAGCAUGGCCACUCUCACUGA
Messenger RNA from Symbiodinium necroappetens, 1548 nucleotides. NCBI's taxonomy places the organism in Eukaryota, Dinophyceae, Suessiales, Symbiodiniaceae. The record is from the annotation of a GenBank genome assembly.